Didymella exigua CBS 183.55 is the source of this 477-nucleotide messenger RNA. RefSeq lists its product as uncharacterized. Bases 1 to 477 code for a protein of 158 amino acids. Lineage: Eukaryota; Fungi; Ascomycota; Dothideomycetes; Pleosporales; Didymellaceae. The transcript has a single exon. The record is from RefSeq and is a predicted model, not a curated record.
AUGGACUUUAUAGUUCAACCUCCUCGUACAGCACGUACUGGCUACACAAUACCAGGGACAGUUAUUGUACGCCUACGAACGACCAACACUGACCCUGACUACGCUGCCGCCGACUCGCCCAACCUGAUGGCCGUCGUCGCCCUUGUUCCUGGUCCAAAUUCUACCGCAUCAACAGAUCCCCACGUAUUGAACUCACUCUUGGGUGGUCAACGCAUCGCCUCAAUACAUCCUUUUGCAGAUGACGAAGCGGACGGCUCAAUUGCUUCCAUGGACAUGGCGGGCCCUCAAGGCGUCGGUUACAUGAGCUUCCCAGGUCUUGCCGUUCAUCAAGUUGGUAUUUUCCGAUUACGCAUUACCCUACUUCGCACUGCCGAUGGAGCAUCGAUACAGGUCGUCGACAGCAACCCCUUCGUUGUCCAGACGAACAGCAGUACCAGUAGCCGCGCGUCUCACAACGGAAAGUACUACUCAUCUUAG